Molecule: messenger RNA, 2367 nt
Organism: Stylophora pistillata
Lineage: Eukaryota; Metazoa; Cnidaria; Anthozoa; Scleractinia; Pocilloporidae
Biological process (GO): magnesium ion homeostasis; intracellular manganese ion homeostasis
Cellular component (GO): cytoplasm
Source: RefSeq, a predicted model, not a curated record
ACUCCUUUGAGACCUAGACACUGAGUACGCGUCCCCGUCUGGGGUGCAAACCACUGGGUUAAACCCCCCUCUAGGGGAGGCUCGGGGCUAAAUUUCGGUUGUUAACAUGGCGGGCAGUUAGCUUGAAUCCUCAACUAGGAAAAUUCUAGAAAUACUGGAAACUUUGAAGGAGCUGCCAAAGAUGGGCUUUCUUUGUGUCAGGAAGGAUGAAGAGUCUUUGAUGUGCAAUGGAACUCAAUAUGAUCCUCACGAGGAAGCGCUUAACUACAAGGACGAAUUAUUUUGGGUUUACCUCGGAGUCUAUAUUGCCUUGGUACUGUUUGCAGGUUUGAUGUCUGGACUGACCAUGGGCCUACUAUCACUGGAUAUUUUGAGUUUAAAAGUUCUUCAAAGGGGAGGGAAGCCAUUAGAAAAGAAACAUGCUGCUAAAAUUUUGCCCUUGGUAGAGAAACAUCACUUAUUAUUGGUCACUCUUUUGCUGGCAAAUGCUGCAGCAGUGGAGUCCAUGCCAAUUUUCAUGGAUAGGAUAUCCAGUCCUGUGAUUGCCAUCUGUGUCUCAGUUACUGCUGUGCUGUUUUUUGGAGAAGUUGUUCCUCAAGCCCUAUGCACUCGUUAUGGCCUGGCUAUUGGUGCAACCCUGGCGCCGAUGGUGAAAUUGUUAAUGCUGUUACUAUUUGUGAUUGCUUGGCCCAUCUCCAAACUUUUAGACUUUCUUCUGGGACACGAACACUCCACAUUCUUCAGACGAGCAGAGCUGCGAGAACUUGUGGAUCUUCACAGAGAGUCUACAGAUGCGAAUGAAGAUCCCCUCAGAGAUGAUGAGGUUAUGAUUAUACAGGGAGCAUUAGAAAUGAGGAACAAAACAGUGGCAGAUAAAUACACACCUUUGGAGAAUGUUUUCAUGCUGGAUGCAAAUUGCAAACUGGAUCACGACACAAUGACACAGAUUAGUGGAAAAGGCCAUUCACGUGUACCGGUGUAUGAAGGAAACAAAGAAAACAUUGUGGGCCUUCUGUUUGUUAAGUCACUUAUCAUGUUGGACCCUGAUGAGGCCACGCCCAUUAAAGAUGUGUACAAAGCUAGAUCUUUUCUACGUUCAUCUACAACUGAACCUCUGUUUGAUUUAUUAGACAAGUUUCAGACUGGGAAAAGUACGUAUGUGCCUUUGGUGUUUGAUUUUGUUUCAAAACGAGUUGUUGGCAUUAUAACUCUGGAAGAUGUGCUUGAGUUGUUGAUACAAGAGGAGAUCUGGGACGAGGCAGACAUAUCAUGUACUCGACAUCGCUCUGAUGUCAAAAGGAAGGUGUCUUUGGCCAGAGCGAAGAUGAGUAGGAUGAAAUCAGUCGAUGCUGACAGAUCACGGAGACCGCUCAGUCCUGAUUUCCAACCGCCGGAGGAGGCUCCGAGAAGGACACAGGAUUCAUCCAGCGACACUCAGCCUCUCCUAGGGGACAGCAGGGAAGAGCAAUUCUGAUUCAUGGCGAUGUGGAAUGGGAAUUGUGUACGUCAGACAAAUACAGACUUUUCGUGAUUAACUGGAUUUUGCAUUGAAGUUGACUGCCAUGAUCGAAACAUGAAAUAGAAUUGGCUAUCAUUAGGCAUGAUAGUGCAGUAAUGAAUCAGUAUAACUCAUUUCGAUUUAGUAUCAUUAAAGGGAAACCAAAACAUUCACAGAAGCCAAUCAGAACAACGGUAACUUAUCGGUAAGCACGGAAAAAAAGCGAGUAACUUAGUCGCGAUUGGCGUUAGUUUUGCAUCUGAUUGGCUAAGAGGGUGGUGCGAGUUUUUCUUGACCAAUCACAACGAGGGCAGGAGAGAGAAACUAACGCAACCCCUGUUUACCUUUGACUUUCAAUCGGUAAUUGAUUUAGACCGGAAGUAAGUUUCCUUUCAUCUCUUUUCGUCUUUAUCUUUCAUUCUUCAAGUUACGCGCAUACGCAUGUCUAUGUACUUCCAACUUGCCUCUCUUUAAACCUCUUUUAUUGCCAUUGUUACCACUUUAAAUAUGAUAGUAAGGCAAAACCGCUCUUUGAUUAAUAAUUUCUUCUCUAGCUAUAGAAUUAGAUAUAAAUCAUGGGUAGAUACUGAUGGACUGUUUUCAUAAACCACUUUACAAUUAUCUUCCUUUCGUAGAAGCUAUAAACUAGUAUUGUUGGUCGCGUAAUUUAAAAGCUUAUUCCUAAGUCUCGCGCUUUACACUUUCUAUGGCUUUAAGAAAAUAUUUUUCCUGUCGAGUAAGAAAAUCUAGUGGAUUUACAAGAGUAAACACGAAUGACAAAUACAAUCCAGCCUUUGUAAAGAUAGCUAGAUUUUGCAAAUUAUGUUACAUAAAAUUUGUACUCUGGUUUCUUAUCAAAACACUUUCAA